AUGAAGCCGGUUGAAUCUGUCGACAAUGCUCUGGGUCUCCAGACGCUUCCCAGGGAGAUCUUAUUGAUGCUUCCCAAAUUUCUAGAUAACCUUGAGGACUACGUGAAUUUAUCCUCCACCAGUCGCCUCCUUAGGUGCUGUAUGGCCGCGGCAGAUCCGCACACAAUCCUGCACCUCGCCUGGGCAUCAAGCCGAAUUUUCUUCCGUCCCUCGCCGUUCUUCCUCUGCAGUGCCGUAGCGGCACAAAUAGGUGUUUGGGCCCGGGAAUCCGACGCCAAUGAAGUAGAACUCGUGGCCGGGAUGCCGCGUGGCCUAGAUCACUUAAUGGACUUGGCCCUGCGUCAUAGACAGAUCGGCCUGACUAUGGAACGUAUCCGUGAGCUGUAUGCAAUGCGAUUCUCCGUGAUAAACCCAAUAUCAGAUCUCAUCGACAAAUGCGUCGGUAAGCAAUGGUACAGUAUCCCCAAUUUCUGGUCUGGCGGCGCUUCCGAUGCGGCCACGAUCAGAACUAACGAAGAAAUAUUAAUCUACGUCCUGGCCGCCUACGGGGAGCUGUUCGGGCCCGAUUUUGAGCCCUUGUUUGAUCCUGCUCUUUCCUCCAGGAAAAGGCUGAGAAUCGAGACACGACUGGAGUUUGUCAAGUAUUGCAUUCCUGAUAUCCAUACGGAGAGGUACCAACAUGAUCUCCAGCUCCCCGACGGAUCCUACGAUCCGCGUCGAACCAUAGUCGUCGUCGAAGGCGGCCCCUAUGACGAUGGUAAAGACCAACCCCAGUACUAUGCCGACGAUCAUGCUGUAGCAUUACUCUGGGUAAUGAGAAGUUCACGUUGGAGGCCGCAUUGGAUAAAGGCACGCCAAGAUGCCGGGGCAAAGCCCGACUUUGCGAAUAAGCUCGAGGAGCGUGACAACCCGGACAGAGAUUGGAGGCAGGACUUGCUAGAAAAUGUGAUGCAGUGUCAGGGGAUGGAAGCCUUGGGGAUGAUCAGGCCCGGUACCGAGAUUGCGGAACGGUAUAAACCGAAGAUUAGGGAGUGGAGGGAGAAGAUCGAACGUCUCGAGGUAGAACCUCCAAAGAUCGAAGUAUCUGGCUAUGAGACGCACGAAUAUCCGGAUCUCUAUGGAGAUUUGUCAGUAUGCACUAGCGAUUGGUGGUAA
Annulohypoxylon truncatum is the source of this 1155-nucleotide messenger RNA. RefSeq lists its product as uncharacterized. The record is from RefSeq and is a predicted model, not a curated record. NCBI's taxonomy places the organism in Eukaryota, Fungi, Ascomycota, Sordariomycetes, Xylariales, Hypoxylaceae. The transcript is spliced from 2 exons. The coding region runs from base 1 to 1155 and encodes 384 amino acids.